Messenger RNA from Eriocheir sinensis (Chinese mitten crab), 2305 nucleotides. RefSeq names its product uroporphyrinogen decarboxylase-like (gene Urod). Gene Ontology annotation, cellular component: cytosol. Gene Ontology annotation, molecular function: uroporphyrinogen decarboxylase activity. Gene Ontology annotation, biological process: heme biosynthetic process. NCBI's taxonomy places the organism in Eukaryota, Metazoa, Arthropoda, Malacostraca, Decapoda, Varunidae. The record is from RefSeq and is a predicted model, not a curated record.
AGCAAAUUUCCUGUCAUGGUGAAUGACAGGCUCCUGCGUGCAGCACGGGGUGAGGAAGUGGACCAGGCGCCUGUAUGGGCCAUGAGGCAGGCUGGUCGCUACCUCCCAGAGUUCCGGGAACUACGUGCGAAACAUGACUUCUUUACCAUGUGCCAGACACCAUCUCUUGCAUGUGAAGUUACCCUACAGCCCCUAAACCGCUUCCCACUUGAUGCAGCUAUCAUCUUUUCGGACAUCUUGGUGAUUCCCCAAGCCCUAGGAAUGGAAGUGGAAAUGAGGCCUGGUGAGGGUCCUGUAUUUCCAUCUCCACUUCAAAAACCAGAGGAUCUUUCCAAACUAUCACCAGUUGGAGAUGUCUCUACUAAGCUUCAGUAUGUGUUUGAUGCCCUAACUCUCACUCGGAAGGAGCUAAAAGGAAAGGCAACACUGAUAGGAUUCAGUGGUGCUCCUUGGACGAUCAUGGCAUACAUGAUAGAGGGUAAAGGCUCCAAGACAAUGAGCAAUGCCAAGGGUUGGUUAUACAAGUACAGUGAUGCCAGCCACAGACUCCUCAAGAUAAUUACGGAUGCAACAAUUGAUUACCUUGUAGGUCAAGCCAAAGCUGGAGCCCAGGUACUGCAGGUGUUUGAGUCCCAUGCUGAACAUCUAGGGCCACAGCUUUUCAGGGAAUUUGCAUUGCCAUACUUGAAGUUGAUAUGUGACCAGGUGAAGGAACAGGUGCAGCUCCUUGGUCUACCAGACAUUCCCAUGAUAGUGUUUCCAAAGGGUGGUCAUUAUGCCUUGAAGGACCUGGCUUCCCUGAAAUAUGAAGUGAUUGGGAUUGACUGGACUGUUGAUCCAGCCAUAGCUAGGGAACUUGUGGGACCAACGAAGGUGCUCCAGGGGAAUCUUGACCCCUGUGCCCUGUAUGCUGACAAGAACUCCAUUGACAAGGCAGUGAAGAACAUGAUACAAAAGUUUGGUCGGUGCCGCUACAUUGCCAACCUGGGCCAUGGAAUGUACCCGGACAUGGACCCUGAACACUUGGCGACCUUUGUUCAAGCGGUCCAGAAAUACUCCAGAGUGUGACUUCCAUAUGCAGCCGUGUGAUUAUUUUUCAUCUGUGAUAGACUUGAUGGUAUUCAUUCAUUAGUAGUGUAAAUAAUUUUGCUGUCUUGCUGCAGAGUUUGUUCCUAAUCAUAAGUAAUCAAAUUUUUGCCAGUGAGGCCUCUUAAAGAUGGUAAUUGAUAUAGAUAAUUUAGGUCAUGACUAUCAACUCUGACUCACUGUCUCAAUGAGUAUUACAUUCAAAUUAAUAAAACAAAACAAACAGACAAAUAAUGUGUAUUUCUAGAAAUAUUAUGUAUGCAAACCUCCCAGGGGUACUUCAUCAACAGAUCAAAGAGCCUGGGGACGAACUAAAGGUAAAAAUUUUAGAUAUAUGAUAUACUUCAGACACUGAGAACCUCAUCUCCUAUUGGGUAUCAACUUUAUAACUUUGACGUUUUUCACUUGUGCUUACAUAAUUGCAUCUCCUUAGUGCAUUAGUUAGUCUGCCUAACUAUUUAAUCAAGGCCUGGGGAGUCAGUCUACAGCCCACCCAGCCGUUCAUCCCUUCUUUCGGGGCUAGAAAUUUUGUAUAUAAGAUUUACCACCUAUUAUAUUACAUAUGUCAUUGUGGGGAAACAGCAUUUUCAAUAAUUAUAUGGGUAAGUUUAUAAUUCAAGAUAUUCUAUGAUGGUAAAUGCUAAAUGAGAGAAACCAUUACACCAUCGAUCCCUUGCUGACGUGGCAAUAAGGCUGGAUUCACACGAGCCACUUUUUAGUGGUCAGUGGCCGCCACAAAAUAAUGGUCAAAAUAGAACACACACAACUCUAUGGGGGCAUGCACAUGGGACACUUUUUUGUGGUCGCCACAAAACAGUGGCGAGUUGUGGCGGGCGGAGCCAUUUUUCCAACCACGCCACCGUGGCCGGCGAUAGAUACAGUUGUUUCAAGUGGCAGCGUGCACACGAGCCACUAUCGUUGGCCACCACCCUGUCACCCGCCAAUUUUCCUCUUGUCUUGACACUGACCUUUAUGAAUUUAAAUGUCAUAAUGAUGUAUAAGUAUGACCUUCACACAUAACCUGUGUUUAGGAUAUGAUGGAUAAGCUCUUAUAUACUUUCAGAAUUAAUGUUUCAUUUCGUUUCACAGUUUUGCAUAUUAAUUGAUUCUGGUAUGGAUUAAUUACUGAUUGUGGUACUUUUCUUUACCCGAAAGUAGAAAGUGGAAAUGUUAUGUAACCACAAGACUACUGAAUUAUGUCAAUAAAUAACAUCUAAUG